AGGUAAGGUAGCUAAGGUAAGCUGUGUCUGCCGACUUGGCUUGAAUGGUGACGAUUUUCGACGACAUAGCAUCAAUCCAACCCAAAUAGACCGACGAUACCUUGGCUGGCGUGAGAAACUACCGUCCAUCAGCAACCCGCAAAGUGCAUCGAGCAUUAUACUUGGCUUCAACCGAAGUCGCAUUACGAAAUGGUGUCCUUCUUCGGCUUCGGCCGCCCAUCGCGCGAGGAACGCGAGCGCGAACCUCUACUGCCGCGUUACAACGACGACACAGCCUUGCAGCAGCGACUGCACGAGAAACUGCACACGUACCAGAUGCUUCGUGCCAUCGGGAAGGGUUACAUGCCAUCCAAUGAACAGCUUAUUGUCAACCUGCGCAGUCUACUAUCUGCUGACGUCCUCAACCCUGAUACCCCCGAUCUCAGCGACUCUGGGCGAGCCCUGGUUCUCAACGUCAAGCUUUUGAUCAAGCAACUUAUCGAGCUCCUAUUACACAAGAAUGACAAGGACCAGAUUCAAGAUUUCAUCUGGUAUCUCACCAAGGCUCGUCUGUCAGUUGACGCGUACGACAUCGGUGCACGAGCAUCCAAGGCAAAGGCCAGAGCCGACACUGUAGCAGCGUACAAAAGCUUACAAACGGUGGGCUCCUUGAUAUUAACCAACUCGGAUUUUCGCCUGCUACUUUCGGAUCUGAGCACUAUUGGCCGAGAGGUCUUCCGCGAUACUGCGUUCACCCUGUCGGACGUCUCGAAGCAAGCGGCCAAGGAUAUCGAGCCAUCAAAAGAGGAAGAAGAAGCCGUCAAGUACCCCAACGGGGAUUCGAAGCCUCCCCCGACCAAGGACGAUUUGGAAGAUGAGGUCGUCGACAUCGCAAAGGUUGUCACUGACGGCGUCGCCCGUGUCGCCGACGAAGCGGGUCAGAGCCUGACGGACCAUGUCACCGGCGACGAACAAGAGACCUUGGUACACAGGCUCAAGAGCACCAUUGUCAAUUUGCGAGAGAGAAAAGACUACUCCGACUCGGUAUCGACUCUCUCAUUACUCAUCCGGCGAUAUUUGUUGGCCUAUUCGCACGCAGUUUCCGACACCAUCCAGGUCGCUCGAGAAGACAUCGACACCAAUCCAGAGGCCGAUCGUGCACUCCACAAUUUCUGGCUAUUCUUGUCGUCUUUGGGUAACCGUGAGCACUGGAAUGAUGUUGAGGCCCAGUUCAAGGCGGUCAUGGAACAUGGCCACAGCGAUCCAGAAUUUGACAAUCUUGUCAGACAGAUCGGCAAUUUGCUCCAGGACAUACUGACGGAUCCUGACUUCUUCGAUCACGCCGAGGACCGCUUCAAGGAACUGAGAGCCAAGUCAAGACAGUUGACAUCCGAGUCCUCAAUACGCGAUGAUCUUGAUGCGUUGUUGGAGAAGGUCUAUCUUGCUCUGAAUUCCGUGCUUCAGGACACAGAUAUCAAGAAGGCCAUGAACACCACCAGAAGAAUCUUGCGAAUUCUGUCACCUGCACAUCAGUACACCAACGGCGAAUUGGUGGCAGACUCCAUCAACGUCUUCAUACCCAUGGUAGUGCAAGCAAUUCAGUACAUCCCGAUUCCUCGGGUGGAAGUAUCGGCGCCGGCUAUCGAUCUCCUUUUAGAGAACCUUAUUUUGGAGCCCGGGCGCACCGUCAACAACAGUUCCUUCCUACCAUUUAAGAUCAAUAUCUCCACACAGAAUGAUGUCGAGAUCCGCAAGGCACGCUUUCGCACCACGUCUUCGGUGAAGACUCUCAUGAGGAUCACGGUAUCAGGCCUGUCGAUUGCAGCCGAAGACCUCGGAUAUUGGCUGCGCCUCCACUCGGGAAUAUUGAGGUUGGCAGAUGCUGGCAUUGCGGGUUUUUACCUGGAUGAGCGUGGUAUCGAUGUUGCUAUUGAUGUGGAGGUUGGAAAGGAGCGGCUUGAAGACAUAUUGACGCUGCACAAUGUCCGCGUUCGCAUCCACCAUCUCAAUUACAGCCUCCGAAAGAGCAAGUUUUCCUGGCUCGCUUGGCUACUCAAGCCUCUGAUUCGGCCAACCGUCAAGGCCGCAUUGGAAGCCCAGAUUGCGGCCAGCAUUGGCGAGCUGCUUCAUUUCGCCAACAGAGAACUCCUCUUUGCACGCGAACGAUUGAGGGCCACUCGUAUUGCCGACCCGCAGGAUAUGUGGACAUUCCUCAAAGCCGUGGCGGCCAGGCUGGUGCCCCCCGAGGACCCCGAUCUGUACACCCGUGUGGGUGUCGCGCAGCCUGGACGGGGAGUUUUCAAGGGUGUAUAUGCCCCUGGCAGUCUCGUCAAAAUGUGGAACGAAGAGGCUGCGCUGGCAGGCGACAGAGUGCACGAGUAUCAACAAGACGGGUGGCGCAAUUCCAUCUUUGAUGUCGGAACAACAGGCACAACGCUUUAAUGUUGCACCGAGUAGUGCGCGCGCGGGUAAAAUGGCGCAGUCGCUGUCACACCAGGGGAGCACAACGGUUGAGGCAGCCAAGGAUGAGGGCAAAACAAGACCAGGCACGGUAUGGAGUCGAAACUGCAAGACGUUUUCUCUCUCUCUCUCUCUCUCUCUCUCUCUCUCU
This is a messenger RNA of Colletotrichum scovillei, 2590 nucleotides long. RefSeq lists its product as uncharacterized. Gene Ontology annotation, molecular function: lipid binding. The record is from RefSeq and is a predicted model, not a curated record. The transcript has 2 exons. NCBI's taxonomy places the organism in Eukaryota, Fungi, Ascomycota, Sordariomycetes, Glomerellales, Glomerellaceae. The coding region runs from base 190 to 2421 and encodes 743 amino acids.